Messenger RNA from Salmo salar (Atlantic salmon), 2642 nucleotides. NCBI's taxonomy places the organism in Eukaryota, Metazoa, Chordata, Actinopteri, Salmoniformes, Salmonidae. The record is from RefSeq and is a predicted model, not a curated record.
CUCUCCCUCUCUCUAUCUAUCUCUCUCUCCCUCUCUCUAUCUCUCUCUCUCUCUCUCUCUCUCUCUCUCUCUCGCUCUCUCAGCGACAUGUUUCUUACCCUUCUCUCUAAGUUCUUUCUCUCCACACAACAGACAACAGUCUCUCUCUCAUUCCUCUGCAGCCUGUAGUAACCCUCCAAGCUAGCUGUCGUUCCUCCAUCUCUUCAACCGAAAGAUGGAACCUGCAGCAAGUAGAUGAGCCAGCAAGGUUCAGCCUUCAGCCCAGAGGGAGAGAGAUUCCAGUGUUUGUUGGCGUUGGUGUGCUAUAUGUGUGUAUAUGUGUGUGUGUCUGCCGAGAGAAGAGAGGACUGCCUUCCAGUGUGUGUGUGUGUGUGUCGGAGUGACAGUGUUUCCUUGCUUGAGCGGGUGAGUGAGUGUGCGAGUUUCUUGCUCUGAAUAGAAGGAGAACAGCAGCUCACUAGUGUGUUCAUAUGAAUGGAUGCAUGAGCAGUGUGAAUGAGAGUGUUUUUUCACAGUGUGUGUGUGUGUCCUCCUCUCUGAGGAGUAGUCAGAGGGCAGCUCUCUCCCCCUGGCGGGUGUGUGUGUAGAUGGCAGUGUGUGUGUGUGCUGCCCUGUCCCCCCUCCUCCUACUCCUGAGCUGUGGUGUAGCGGGAGGAUACCCCUUCAGAGCCCCCAUGGUCCUGGAUGUCACCCCCAGGAUCACUGUGACUACCAGCGGUCUGUUGGGCUGUAGGUGUUUCCAGUCCUCAGUAGUGAACUACAGUACUCUGCUACUAGAGGAGGACAGGGGUCUUCUCUACGUGGGGGCCCGAGGGGCCGUGUUCGCUCUCAACGCCACAGACAUCUCAGACAGCACAGCUCGCACUAUUGAAUGGGAAGCCUCGAAGGAGCAGAAGCAGCAGUGUCUGAGCAAAGGGAAAGACGAUAAGACAGAGUGUUAUAACCACAUCAGGUUUCUCCAGAGAUUUAAUUCCACUCAUCUCUACAUGUGUGGGACUCACGCCUUCAGACCUCUUUGUGCGUACAUAGAUGAGGAGCGGUUUAAAGUGUCGUCUGAGUUUGAGGAGGGUAGAGAUAAGUGUCCGUAUGGACCUGCAACAGGCUACACUGGCUUCAUCGUGGACCAGCAGAUGUACACAGCGUCUCAGUAUGAGUUCCGGUGCUCUCCGGACAUCCGGCGUAACGACCCCUAUCCCAUGGUGAGGACAGAGGAGGCACCCACACGCUGGUUUCAUGAGGCUGACUUUGUGGGCAGUGCCCUGGUGAGGGAGAGUGAGGGCAGUACUACCAGAGAUGACGAUAAAAUCUACUACUUCUUUACCGAGAAGAGCCAGGAGCAGACACCAUACUACAGCCACAUUAGAGUGCCACGGGUUGGACGAGUCUGUAAGGGAGAUAGAGGAGGUCUGUUGACCCUCCAGAAGAGGUGGACAUCAUUCCUAAAGGCCACACUGGUGUGUUCGCUGCCAGAAUACAACUUACACUUCAACGUGUUGAGGAGUAUUUACACGCUGCCGGGACACACACCUCACGACACACUCUUCUACGGCAUCUUCGGUCCCGAUUGGAAGAACGUGAAGAUAUCAGCAGUGUGCCGGUUCUCUCUGUCUGAGGUCCAACGGGUCUUUGACGGACCCUACAUGGAGAAUCAGGACUAUGGAGCCAAGUGGAGCGAGUACACUGGAAAGGUCCCUGACCCACGACCUGGAUCAUGUAUUACAGACCAGUUGAGAUCCAGAGGUAUAAACUCCUCCACCUCCCUGCCAGACGACGUGUUGAACUUUGUGAGGAGACACCCUCUGAUGUCCCAGCAGGUCAUGUCUACAGAGCAGCGCCCCCUGUUGUUCAGGAGGACCACAGACUACACCCAGCUGGUGGCUCACAGGGUGGAGGGGCUGGACGGGCAGAACUACCAUUUACUGUUCAUGGGCACAGACGAUGGCUGGCUGCACAGAGCUGUAGAGGUCAAGGGUCAUCUACACAUCAUAGAGGAGCUACAGCUGUUUGACCAACCACAGCGUGUGGAUAGCCUGGUUAUUUCACAUACACAGAUGAGUGUGUAUGUAGGUUCUCCCUCUGGUGUGGUCCAGCUACCUCUCUCCACCUGCAAUAGGUACAAUUCCUGUUACGACUGUAUCUUCUCCCGGGACCCAUACUGUGGCUGGGAUGGACAGGACUGUUUGGAUAUCACAGCACAGACUGACAGGUCUAACCUGACCCAGGACGUCCUGUAUGGGAACAGAGGAUGUGACAAUGAGCCGAUCCAGCACCGGAGCCGGUCUGUAAUGGUGGGAGAUGACGUGCUGCUCCAGUGUGAAAUUAGCUCCAAUCUGGCAACCCCAGUGUGGACUCUGGACGGGUCAGAGUUGCAGGGCUAUGGCCUGGACUCUGGCUUCAGGGUGGGCACCGAUGGCCUCCUGGUCAUCGAGUCCCAACCGGAGCAGAGCGGCGAGUACACCUGCCACGCCCUUGAGAACGGCGUCCGGGUUGCUGUGGUUAAGUACUCUGUGACGGUACGUCUAGACAUGCCACACCCCCCUCCCCCACCCAUCGACCCAUCCCAAGACCAUCCCUUCUACCCUCCUCCUCCACCCCUCACCCCGCUCUUCCACCCCUCACCCCCUUCCUCUGAGAGGCCCCUG